Messenger RNA from Cuscuta europaea, 2147 nucleotides. The record is from the annotation of a GenBank genome assembly. Lineage: Eukaryota; Viridiplantae; Streptophyta; Magnoliopsida; Solanales; Convolvulaceae.
CAAAAAAUAAAAAAUAUUAGGAAAUUUGGUCUCAAAUACUUUUGAUAAUUAUCUUCUUUUUGUUCAAUACUAAAUGAACUUCAAUAAAAGUUAUCCUUAUUUUUUUUUCUCAUGAAUCUUUAUUCAUAUUAUGUACUUCAAAAUGAACUUGCUAUACUUUGGUGUCCAUGAUCUUCUUCAACUCUUAGGAGCAGGCAAGCUGCUGGAAAAUGUUCCUGUUGCUGCUGAUCAGGCUUUCACCUUCAUUCUAAGAGAAAUCAGACUCCAAUAUGUGUGAUGAUGAGCAGUUCUCAUCAAUGUAAUGUGGGCUUUCUCAAUCAAAAAAUAUCACUUUUAACCCAACUUGCAUUUUCAUCCUUGCACACCACUGGAGAUCUCUCCCUUUGGGGAGAUCAAACUAGCACAAUGCUCUAUAUAUGUGAGGUUCAUUCUCAUCAUUAUAUGUGCUGGUUUUAUGGGUUGAUUCGAAUUGUGUGCCCCACUGUUGUUCCUGAAUGAGCAAUUUUAUCUUUUAGCAGCUGAACCUCAUUCUUUAGAUUUUCGUUCUCCUCAGAGAGGAAAUCAUGAUCACCUUUCAGUUUAUCAAAUCUAGCUUUCAUGGAAUCAUAGUCCUCAAUCAGUUUGACCAUCAAACGGGCUCUUCGGUUCUGGAACCAAAUUGCAACUUGUCUAGGCUACAAGCUGAGUUCUUUAGCUAACUGCGACUUUUUCUCAGACUCAAACUUGCUUUCUACCUCAAAUAUCCUCUCCAGAAACCGGCAAGUGGCCGUUUCUUCUCGGGCCGAUGAAAACAACCUUCAUACUCUUUAAUGCCAUUAUCUUCUUUGUCCAUUGGUGUUAACGUUGGCUGCUCUUUCGGUGAUUCUUUCAAUAAAUCUUAUCUUAGUAUUAUGGUUACUAUAAUUAUAUAGGUUGGUUUAUUUCCUCACAUACAAUCUAGGCUACAAAUAUUUUAUUCAUCAAGUGACUUUAUCAAUUUCUAACAAGCUAUGUAUACAAAUAGCUUACUCAACCUAACAUCACCAGUUAAUAUGCCUAUAAUGGUCUUGGGCAUUUACACGAACGCGCAUCGCGCGUUGCUAAACUAGUUAGUUAUAUGAACUUGAAAGGUACGGGAGAAUGUUGGCAUAGAUGAUAGAUAGAUAUCUAAAAAAUCUUUAUUGCACAAUAUUUUCGUAAUUAUCAAACUUUAAGUUAUUUUUAAUAAUCCGCACCCCUUGCUCCCAACCAUUAACCAUAACAUAAUCAUCCUAGCCCUAAUAAUAAUUAUAACAAAUAGUGUUAUUGGUGGAGCUAUUAUUGCUAAAGAAAAAUGUAUAAUUGUUGCUAAACCCACUCACUAUAUACGCUCAGCAGCAGGGGAUAAAAAACAAAAAGAAAAGGGAAAUAAAAUAAAGUACUGUAGAAUUAGACGACCGGCCACUUGGUUGACUUAACUACGAGUAUUAAACACUAACGCCGCAAGUACGGGCGAUCUGAUAUUUCACAGCGUUACCCACGCCGUCUCUGGGCGUCACCCCAAACGGAAUGUAAGCCUCGCAAGUGACGCGAAGAUGGUAGUGUCCGGUGACGACAGUCCCCACCCUCCACUUAACUCGCCCUAUAAUCCUGACGGUGAGCAGGACGGCGCCGUCAGCCCUAUCCAGGGUAAGAGAGUUGCCGUUGAAGGGCGCAAUGGGGACGUUGUUGCCGUAAACAAACGGAGACCAAACAUUGACCUCCUUAUGACCCUGGUAGACCGGCGGGAUAUCGGCGUAGAAAGUGAUUUGCUGGCCGUGGUACGUAGCGUAGGCCUUGAGCCGGUCGUAGUAAACGCCGACGUGGCUGUUGGGGUUCCGGGCGAUGACGGUGACCUGGAUGUUGGUGGACAAGAUGUUGGGGGCGGAGAGGUUGAAGCUAAAGAUUGUGGCUUCUUGGAGCACGAAAGUGGGUUUGGCGGGCUGAAGAAUGGCCCAGACGAGGAGGAUGGUGAGGAGGAGGACGAAGAGGAAAAUCAGACCGCCCGAAAUGGCUCGGCGGAUUAUCUUUCUUCUCCGCUCCUUGUGGUGGGUACACUCCUUCGUAGACAUGGUCUCUUUCCCGGCGGCCGUGGGUGGAAGGGCAGCAGUGAAAUUGCAGUGGGCGGGCCGCGGUUGAUAAGUUGAUUU